Messenger RNA from Setaria italica (foxtail millet), 1056 nucleotides. RefSeq names its product 3-oxo-5-alpha-steroid 4-dehydrogenase 1. Gene Ontology annotation, molecular function: oxidoreductase activity, acting on the CH-CH group of donors. The record is from RefSeq and is a predicted model, not a curated record. Bases 101 to 925 code for a protein of 274 amino acids. Gene Ontology annotation, biological process: lipid metabolic process. The transcript has 2 exons. Lineage: Eukaryota; Viridiplantae; Streptophyta; Magnoliopsida; Poales; Poaceae.
UCGCCCCUCUGAUCCCCACCACCACCUCAUCCCAAUCGCCGUCUGCUUCUCUCCUCAGCUUCUCCUCCGUCCGUCGAGUGCCUCGCCGAUCCCCUCAGUCAUGGCGAUGUUGUGGCCGUCGCCGCCGUUCCUGUACGCGCCGUCACCGGUCGUGGCGUCGCUGACGGCGGCGUGCGCCGCCACGCUGGCCUUCCUGGCGAUCUCCGAGUUCCGCGGCGCGAACCUGCGCUACUCCAAGUUCGGCGGCCGCGCCAAGAAGGGCGCCGGCGGCGGCGGCGGCGGCGGCGGCGCGCUCCUCCUGCCGAGCCGCGUCGGGAUGCUCGUCAUCUACGCCCCGGCGCUCGCCGCCGCGCUCGCGUCCUUCUUCGUGCCGGGCGCCGUCGAAGGCGCCCGCGCGCGGAUCCUCGCCGCCGCCGUCGCCGUGCACUUCCUCAAACGGGUGCUCGAGGUGCUGUUCGUGCACCGGUACAGCGGGAGCAUGCCGCUGGGCACGGCCCUGCUGAUCUCCUCCUGCUACCUGUUCAACGGCAUGGCCAUGAUCUACGUGCAGCACCUCAGCCACGGCCUGCCGGAGCCCGCCGUCGACCUGCUGUACCCCGGCGUGCUCGCCUUCGCCGUCGGCAUCGCCGGCAACUUCUACCACCACCACCUCCUCUCGAGGCUCCGAGCCGACGGCGGCGACAAGGGGCACUACAAGAUCCCCCGGGGCGGCCUGUUCGAGCUCGUCACCUGCCCGCACUACCUCUUCGAGAUCAUCGGGUUCUUCGGGUUCGCCAUGAUCUCGCAGACGGCGUACGCGCUCGUCGUGGCCGUCGGCACCGCGGCGUACCUCGCCGGCCGGAGCUACACCACCAGGAAGUGGUACGCGGCCAAGUUCGAGGAGUUCCCGGCGAGGGUCAGAGCUCUUGUGCCGUAUGUCUGGUAGUAGCGAGAGAGAGGGAGACUGCGUACUCUGUAUGUGAUUCGCGGUGAAGAGAUUGACCACCUGGUGAGGGUGAUUUGGGUGUAUUGAUUUGGAUAGAAUAAUGUGUGUGAGCCUGCUGGGUUUUAUUUCCA